UCAUCCACCCACCGGAGUGUCGUGCAAACAACUCAUCAACUCUGCAUAACAACGGCGCUGAUGGAGUUGAAAUCCCAGUCAUCGAUCUCGAAGGGUGUAACAAGAAUGAUGACCGGCGAGCAAAGAUGGUCAAUGCCGUUAGAGAUGCAUGUGCGACGUGGGGUUUCUUUCAGAUAGUUAACCAUGGAGUUCCACUUGCUAUAAUGGAGGACAUGACGGAAAGCAAAAGAAGGUUCCAUGAGCAGCCCCAGGAGGCCAAGAUGGAGUGGUACUCACGUGACUUUAGUUGCAAGGUGAAUUAUUAUAGCAGUGGAGAUAUCAAGGGGCGUGCAAAACCAGUACCAGCUGAAUGGAGGGACACGUUGUCCUGCAGAGCUGUAGAUGAUCAGUGGGAUUUUGAUGCAGUUCCUGAACUGUGCAGGCGCGAAAUGAAGGAGUAUAUAAAAAACAUGAUUGACCUGCAGGAAAAGCUAUCCGAAUUAAUGUCAGAAGCGUUGGGGCUCAGUAAGGAUCACCUAUCGAGCACCGGGUAGGGUACUUGAAGUCUAUCAAGUUAUCGGGUCACUAUUACCCGGCUUGCCCUGAGCCCGAUUUGACUCUAG
Molecule: messenger RNA, 602 nt
Organism: Prunus dulcis (almond)
Lineage: Eukaryota; Viridiplantae; Streptophyta; Magnoliopsida; Rosales; Rosaceae
Product: 1-aminocyclopropane-1-carboxylate oxidase homolog 3-like
Exons: 2
Coding region: 126-533 (135 amino acids)
Source: RefSeq, a predicted model, not a curated record